Moneuplotes crassus is the source of this 849-nucleotide messenger RNA. Lineage: Eukaryota; Ciliophora; Spirotrichea; Euplotida; Euplotidae. The record is from the annotation of a GenBank genome assembly.
UUAAAAGGUAGUUCAUGUUCUUACAUUUAUAGAAUCUAUGUAGAUGGUAACUUCAAGGAUCAUAGUUUUAGACAAAGACAAGAAAGACAAAAAGAAGUUGUUACUCCCAAGAAAUCAAUAUAUGAGCUUCAAAAAUCCUAUUGUUCCUAUAAAAUGCAGUUUCAGAGGAGUUGCUCUAGAUGAUCUAACAGGAACCAACACUAUAUCUAACAUCCCUAUUCAAAGAGUAAAAUUCAAGCGAAGCCAGACUAGAAUUAUGAAAUACGACCAGAGCAUCCUCGAUCUCCAAGAAGACACUAAAUCCGAGUCUAUCAGUGACAGCUCCUUCUUCUCUGCCAAAAAUAGCUUAUCCAAUCCCCCUAAAAACACCCCUUCCUCCAAACCUUCCAAAACCCCAAAAAAUCCCCAAAAUCCUCAAAAUCCUCAAAAUCUCCCUUCUUUCAUAAAACCUCCAAAAACUUCUCCACCUCAACACCCUUCAAAAUCCCCAAAACCCCCUUGUUCCCUUAACUUGAAACUUCCAAUAAUCAGGCAAAUUUCGAAAGCUAUUAAAGAAAAUCCAGUAGUGAGACAAUGAAUUCUAGAAGAAAACCUUACAAUGGAAGAGAUAAGAUGGAAAAGUUGUUCGGGGAAUAACCCGAAGGGCUCUACCAGGCUCAGAGCUGAUGGGAAGAGCUUUGAGAACAAGAGUGGAAGAAGAGCAGACGAAGGCGGGUUUGGGAAGAGGGGUUUGAGGAGUGGAGCAGGGAAGUUGCCCAGAACUAAGAAGGAGAAGAAGCGGAACGUAUUGAUUCAAUUGUGAUUUUUAGGGGAUGCGUGUUGGAGGCGUCGAGAAGGAGUUUAUUAAAG